AUGGUUGCCAGUGAUGAGAGCGCAAGAUCAUCGUCGGCUGGCAGUGAUGCCGACUGCGAGAUGGACGUCGAACAGAAUAUCCCGUCCAUAUUCUUCCAGCAGUUGAUUAUCCAACAGCACAACAAACAGAAGAAGAAGGCAGCAUCCGAACAGCAGCAGCUUCAGCAACAGCAACAGCUGCUCCAAUCAAUUGCCAAGAACAAGCGUCGGUCCACCAGUGCCCGAGCAGAGAGGGAGAAGGAGAAGGAGGGUGGCAAGGCCGCCGAGGACUCAUCCGAGAGGUCCGAUCAUCAUACUUCCGAGAUGGAGGAUGAUGAAAAGUCACUUGGCGAGGAGUCCAUGCAGGAGGAUGAGCCUCGGCCCGUGGCCAGCAGUUCCUAUCUUCGAAGCAGGAAGCGGCAGGCUGCACAGCCAGUGUCCGCCGCCACUACCAACGCCGCUCCCAUCACUGAACCAGAGUCCAGUUCUGAUAAUAAGGAAGAGGACAAGGGUGAGGAGCAGACUCUAAGCUCCAUACAGAGAUACAUCAUUAGAGCAUUGAGAGCGCAUAGUGGAGCUGCCCAUCUAUCGACCAUUCAGGAGUUCAUGUCAGAUAAAUGGAACAAAUUGAGGAAGCGUGAUGGAACAAAGUAUACUUACGAUCACAAACGAGUGAUUGCUGCAACAUUGUCCAAUGCAUCCUCUGCGAGUCAAUUGUUCCAUCGUGAUCAUGAGAGGGAGGGUUGGUGGAUGCUUGGUCCUCGUGGAAAGUCUAUCGAGCUGGAAGAGUCUGAUGAGGAUUUGGACGAUGACGAGGACAACAACAAUGACAAGUCGGUGGCAGAGGAUGGUGGCGCCACUGAAGAGACUGCCGAGCAAGAGGUCAAGCAGGAGACAAGUGUUACAUCAACGACAACCACAUCAACUGCGGCCAAACACUCGUCGCCACUAAUCAUGAAGAUACAAAUCCAACCUCUGAGCCGAAAGAAACGAACGUCCACAAGCACCAGUCCACCAGUACCUGUCAAGUCACAGAAUGAGGACGUUUCGGUUGUCUCCCCACCCGACACACCACCCAUCAAGACUGAUGAGAGCAAGGGCGACAACAAUGGCACCACUGUGGCCAACAGCAGUACCAGCACCACGAAUGGUGUCAGCAGCUUCACAUCCCUGCGACGAAAGUUUGGAAGGAAGCGCAAGCAAUCCAAUGGAGAUGAUGCGGAUGGCAGUGCUGCCGUCCAACCAGGUGAUACCAAUGCAGAGCCAACCGAAGACAAGGCCGUUGCCGAGACCACCAUCACACCCAUGAAGACAGAGAGCGACACCGAGUCCAAGACGACGGUCGCCUCUUCAAACACAAAGAAGAGCAAAGUGUCACCAAAGAUUGAGAGCACAAAGAGACCGAUACGCUCAACGAGAAGGAAACCACUCGAUGAGGCAAAGGGAGGUGAUGACGGGGAUGACGAAAACAAGUCUCAAUCGGACCAAUCAAAUGACGAGGCAACCAUGUCUGACGAGGAGGACAGUUCAUCUUCGGACAACGAGUUGUUUGAAGGACCAUCCUCCCCAACGCAUAUCCUAGAUCUGGCGGCCAUGGCACUCCAAGAGAAUGGUGGUUCAUGCUCACUACAGAAUAUUGCCCAAUAUAUCGAUAAUUUCUUCACAACAUUCCACUGCACGAUCAAUACAAACGAGAAGAUCACAAAGGUCAAGAGCUCUCAGGCACUUCCAAAGCUUGAGGACAUGUAUAUAUUAGAGUUGAUCGAGCGAGGCAUGGGAGAAUAUCCAUCAAGAUUCCAUCGCGACAGCACCCAGCAAAAUCGUUGGCACAUUGCCAAGAAUGCACUGCAUACUGCGCGCACCAGUCGUAAUCUAUCAUCGGCAACGGCACUAUCUCGCAAGUACACCAAGAAUCCAGCAAGGUCCACAGCAGCAUCAUCAUCCCUGGUCAGGAUUGGCAAGUAG
Acytostelium subglobosum LB1 is the source of this 1944-nucleotide messenger RNA. RefSeq lists its product as hypothetical. The record is from RefSeq and is a predicted model, not a curated record. Bases 1 to 1944 code for a protein of 647 amino acids. NCBI's taxonomy places the organism in Eukaryota, Evosea, Eumycetozoa, Acytosteliales, Acytosteliaceae. The transcript is spliced from 4 exons.